Molecule: messenger RNA, 2782 nt
Organism: Drosophila persimilis
Lineage: Eukaryota; Metazoa; Arthropoda; Insecta; Diptera; Drosophilidae
Gene: Mcm6
Product: DNA replication licensing factor Mcm6
Exons: 1
Coding region: 69-2516 (815 amino acids)
Biological process (GO): double-strand break repair via break-induced replication; mitotic DNA replication; DNA replication initiation
Cellular component (GO): nucleus; MCM complex
Molecular function (GO): ATP binding; single-stranded DNA binding; single-stranded 3'-5' DNA helicase activity
Source: RefSeq, a predicted model, not a curated record
AUCGCAUCGUUUUAAUUUGGUUUAUCUUGGAUUAUUGAGAGUUACAGGGCUAAGUUUUCAGUAGAACCAUGGAUGUUGCAGAUGCACAAAUCGGUCAGUUACGCGUCAAAGAUGAUGUGGGAAUACGCACCCAGAAGCUCUUUCAAGACUUCCUCGAGGAGUUCAAGGAGAAUGGCGAAAUCAAGUACACUCGUCCCGCCGCAAAUCUGGAGUCGCCCGAUCGCUGCACCCUUGAGGUGAGCUUUGAGGAUGUGGAGAAGUACGACCAGAACCUAGCCACGGCUAUCAUCGAGGAGUACUACCACGUCUACCCGUUCCUCUGCCAGUCGGUCUCCAACUACGUGAAGGAUCGCAUUGGCCUCAAAACAAACAAGGACUGCUAUGUGGCCUUCACGGAGGUGCCGACUCGUCACAAGGUACGUGAUCUGACUACUUCGAAGAUCGGCACCCUUAUCCGCAUCUCCGGUCAAGUGGUGCGAACGCAUCCCGUCCACCCGGAGCUCGUCUCGGGCACCUUCAUGUGCCUGGACUGCCAAACUGAAAUCCGUAACGUGGAGCAGCAGUUCAAAUUCACCAAUCCCACCAUCUGCCGAAAUCCCGUGUGCUCUAACCGCCGCCGUUUCAUGCUCGAUGUAGAGAAGAGCCUGUUUCUCGACUUUCAAAAGAUCCGUAUCCAGGAGACACAGGCGGAGCUUCCCCGCGGCUGCAUUCCGCGUGCAGUUGAGAUUAUUUUGCGCUCAGAACUGGUGGAGACCGUCCAGGCUGGCGAUCGCUACGAUUUCACCGGCACUCUCAUCGUGGUACCCGAUGUCAGUGUGCUGGCAAUGCCUGGAACCAGAGCCGAGUCCGGCUCCCGCCACAAGCCCGGCGAGGGCAUGGAGGGAGUCACCGGAUUGAAGGCCCUAGGUAUGCGCGAGCUCAACUAUCGCAUGGCCUUCCUGGCCUGCAGCGUCCAGGCAACCACUGCGCGCUUCGGCGGCACAGAUCUUCCCAUGUCUGAGGUCACCGCCGAGGACAUGAAGAAGCAGAUGACGGACGCCGAGUGGCAUAAGAUCUACGAGAUGUCCAAGGAUCGCAACCUGUACCAGAACCUCAUCACCUGCCUCUUCCCCUCCAUUUACGGCAACGACGAAGUGAAGCGGGGAAUUUUGCUGCAGCUGUUCGGGGGCGUAGCCAAGACCACAAUAGAGAAGACCUCGCUCCGUGGCGACGUAAACGUCUGCAUUGUCGGCGAUCCCAGCACGGCCAAGUCGCAGUUCCUCAAGCAGGUGUCGGACUUCUCGCCACGCGCCAUUUACACUUCGGGGAAGGCCUCAUCGGCGGCAGGUCUCACGGCCGCGGUGGUGCGCGACGAAGAAAGCUUCGACUUUGUGAUCGAGGCGGGCGCCCUGAUGUUGGCCGACAACGGCAUCUGUUGCAUCGACGAAUUUGACAAGAUGGACCUGCGCGACCAGGUGGCCAUACAUGAGGCCAUGGAGCAGCAGACGAUCUCGAUUGCCCGCGCCGGAGUCCGGGCCACACUGAAUGCCCGCACAUCGAUCCUGGCCGCUGCCAAUCCUAUCAAUGGCCGCUACGACCGUUCCAAGAGUCUACAGCAGAACAUCCAGCUGUCGGCUCCGAUCAUGUCUCGCUUUGAUUUGUUCUUCAUUCUGGUCGACGAGUGUAACGAGGUGGUGGACUAUGCCAUUGCUCGGAAGAUUGUGGACCUCCACUCGAACAUAGAAGAAUCGGUAGAGCGGGCAUACAGCCGCGAGGAGGUACUGCGCUACGUGACCUUCGCUCGCCAGUUCAAGCCGAUCAUCGGCCAGGAGGCCGGCAAAAUGCUGGUGGAGAACUACGGCCAUCUGCGCCAGCGUGAUACGGGCACCGCCGGCCGUAGCACCUGGCGUAUCACCGUCCGCCAGCUGGAGUCUAUGAUCCGGCUGAGCGAGGCCAUGGCCAAGCUGGAGUGCUCGAAUCGUGUGCUGGAGCGACACGUCAAGGAGGCUUUCCGUUUGCUGAACAAGUCUAUUAUCCGCGUGGAGCAGCCCGACAUCCACUUGGACGAUGACGAUGAUCUGGACGUGGACGAUGGCAUUCAGGAUGAUAUUGACAUGGAGAACAACGGGUCUGCGGCCAACACUGAAACCGACACCUUAGACACUUCGGGCGCCAGCACUGUCCAGAAGAAGAAGUUUACCCUCUCUUUCGAGGACUAUAAGAACCUAUCCACCAUGCUGGUGCUACACAUGCGUGGCGAAGAAGCCCGCUGCGAGGUUGAGGGCAGCGACUCUGGCAUGAAGCGUAGUGAUGUAGUCACCUGGUACCUGGAACAGGUCGCCGACCAGAUCGAGUCAGAGGACGAGCUCAUCUCGCGUAAGAACCUCAUCGAAAAGUUGAUCGAUCGCCUCAUCUACCACGACCAGGUAAUCAUUCCCCUUAAGACAUCCAACCUGUCCAGGCUCAAAGGGCCGGCAGAGGAGCAAGUGGACAAUGAUCCCCUUCUAGUGGUCCAUCCCAACUACGUCGUCGAUUAAUUCUCUCCACAAACAUCCAUUAUACUCCUAUCUAGUUUUUAGGAUUGUGUUUUCUCUUUCGUGUUUGAAAGUUUUUUUGGACCCAUUCCUUAUAUAUGGAUUUAUCUAGCUCUGUAAGUUAUUCUGAAAAACACUGUUAAGUUUAGCUCUAAGUUUUCAUGAUGUCAUCGAUCAUCACUGAUCGUCCUGGGUCAUACAGCGUGGUCUAAUUAAAAACCAACUUUUGAAUUUUUGUUUCUGCCUAAUAAACGUUCACCGACAAUUAA